CGCUGCUGCUCAGAUGAACCAGAUCCACCGUGAGGAAGAAACUAGAAGCUGAGCAGAGACACCACAGAAGAAGAAGAUGGAGAGCGUGCGAGCCGUCGUCUACCUGUCCGUCUGUCUCUCCCUGAUGACAUCACUCUGCCAGGGUCAAAGGUCGGCAGCAGACGACCCCGUCCUCAGCCUCAGCACCAGUGAACUGGCGGACGCGCUCCAGAACCUCCUGGAUGAUGCUGAGGACACAGUCGGUGUCUCUGUGGAGAAGAAAGCCAGCGUCAUCCCACGGUGUGACGUGGGCGAGCGCUGUGCGAUGAAACACGGCCCUCGGAUUGGUCGCCUGUGUGACUGUCUGAGAGGAACCGCCUGCAACACCUUCUUCCUGCGCUGCUACUAGCGCCCCCUGCUGGACGCCCGUCCUGGUCAGGACACGGACACUGUCCUCACGAAGACAGACGACACACGCAGCGUCCCUCUGUUUGUGUCCUUGUUUCUGUUCCAGUGUUAAGGUUGUUCAGAUUCACUUAUUUUUGUUAAUAAAGAUUCUUCGUGAAGCC
This is a messenger RNA of Mugil cephalus (flathead mullet), 548 nucleotides long. RefSeq names its product cocaine- and amphetamine-regulated transcript 4 (gene cart4). Lineage: Eukaryota; Metazoa; Chordata; Actinopteri; Mugiliformes; Mugilidae. The transcript is spliced from 3 exons. Gene Ontology annotation, biological process: G protein-coupled receptor signaling pathway; positive regulation of MAPK cascade; negative regulation of appetite. Gene Ontology annotation, molecular function: neuropeptide hormone activity. The record is from RefSeq and is a predicted model, not a curated record. The coding region runs from base 77 to 388 and encodes 103 amino acids.